AUGUCCCAGUACAUAGGAAAAACCAUCUCGUUGAUCUCCAACAAGGGCCUUCGCUACGUUGGCGUCUUGGAGAACAUCAAUGCCGAAGACGCCACGUUGGCCCUCCUGCAGGUGCGGUCGCUAGGCACCGAGGGAAGAAUGGCACAAGUGGGCCAGCCCCAGGCCGAGGUUUUGCCCGGCGCCGACGUGUAUGAGCACGUGGUGUUCCGUGGCUCCGACGUCAAGGACUUGUCGGUGAUUGACGUGCCCGUGGACCAAGUUGGCGCCCAUCCUGGCGAGGCUUCGCCGCAAGAAAGACUGCAAAGCCGGGAACAGGAGCACAGAGAGCCUACGCACGGCUCGCGUGCGGGCCCGACACCUUCGGCGGCCCCGGCUGCGGCCCAGGCUCCGUCGCAGACUUCGGCUCAGGCUCCGGCCCAGACUGGGGCGGCACCAGCUUCUGGUGUUUCUGGCGCACGCCCUACGGCAGUUUCUGGCGGCGCUGCCCGCCCGCAGCCUUCAGCAACGGCCGCCGACCGUGCUUCGGCGACGCAGACCAGCGAAAACGCCCAGCCGGGGUUCGACACGGCGUUUGACUUUGAGUCGGCCAACGCCCGCUUCGAAAAGGAACAUGCAGAGCACAAGCCCGUGUACAGCAAGGAGAAGGGCUUCUUCGACAGCAUGUCGGUGAACGAAGGAAACGGCAUGCGGUGGAAUGAAGAGCGCUCGCUCAACAUGGACACUUUUGGCCAGGCCUCCGUCAGACGGGGAAGAGGAAACUUCCGUGGCCGCGGCAGAGGCAAUUUCCGUGGCCGGGGCAGAGGCAGAGACCGGGGCAAGCCUGAACCGAAACCAGAGUGGGCCUAG
Messenger RNA from Clavispora lusitaniae ATCC 42720, 846 nucleotides. RefSeq lists its product as uncharacterized. Gene Ontology annotation, biological process: P-body assembly; cytoplasmic stress granule assembly. Gene Ontology annotation, cellular component: P-body. The record is from RefSeq and is a predicted model, not a curated record. NCBI's taxonomy places the organism in Eukaryota, Fungi, Ascomycota, Pichiomycetes, Serinales, Metschnikowiaceae. Gene Ontology annotation, molecular function: mRNA binding.